AUGAGGAUUUGGAAAAAGGCCACCGGAGCUCUCAAAGACAGGUACAGCAUUUUGGUCGCAAAGCUCUCACCGUACGGUCCUUGCCGGAACCCUGAUCUUGAAACAGCGAUCAUCAAGGCCACGAGCCACGACGAACAGUUCAUGGAUUAUAAGAACGUUCAGAGAGUUUUCCAAUGGCUACGAAUGUCACAGUUGUAUCUGAAGCCUCUUUUGUACACUCUCUCUUUGAGAUUGGAAAGGACUCGCAGCUGGGUGGUGGCACUCAAAGGGUUAAUGCUCAUUCAUGGGUUGUUUUGCUUUGAACUACCAGCCGUGCAUGUCAUGGGAAGGUUGCCGUUUGAUCUAUCACAUUUCAGUGAUCGCCACAUAAGCCCAGAAAAUGCAUGGUUUUUCAACGCCUUUGUUCGUUCAUAUUUUGCAUAUUUGGAUCAAAGGUCAAUACUAGCGCAUUUGGAGGUGAAGAGAGAGAGCAAAAAUGCCAAAACUGAACUGACAUUGAUGGAAGAGCUGAGGAAUUUGGAGAAGUUGCAAGGGUUGACUGACAAGCUUCUACAAAUCAAGCCCAGGAAUAAGAAUCACAUGAAUGUUGUCCUCAUUCUUGAAGCCAUGGAUUGUGUUGUGGAGGAGGUUCUGGAAGUGUAUGGUAAAUUUAGCAAAGGGGUUGACAGAGUGUUGUUGAGAAUAUUUGAUAUUGGUGGGAAAGAAGAAGCAAGCGUUUUCCUUGAUAUUUUGGUCAAAGCUGAAGUGCAAGGUGGGAAGCUCUCUUUGUACUUUGAUUUUUGUAAGGAUAUUGGGGUCCUCAGUGCCUCUCAGUGUCCUAAAAUUGUGAGGAUCCCUGAAAAGGACAUUGAAGAGCUCCAUAGAAUGAUAAAUGGUGGAGAAUCUGAUGACAAGGCCAUUGUUUUGGUUAGAGAUUGCAGUGCCAUUGCCACCAUUUCUGAGCAGAAGGGUUUAAAAACUGUGAUCACUGAUCAAUGGGAAGUAUUUGAUGAUGAUAUAAUAGUUGAUGUUAACCAAAAUGCCUCCUCCAUUGUCCCAAGCGUUACGGCCAUUAACCCUUUUGUGGAAUCUUAUAGUCUUGUCCCUUACUGUAAUCCUGUUCACAAUUAUGAUUUUCCAGAUCUAAUUAGUUUAUAG
Messenger RNA from Lotus japonicus, 1137 nucleotides. Its product is annotated as putative clathrin assembly protein At1g25240. The coding region runs from base 1 to 1137 and encodes 378 amino acids. The record is from RefSeq and is a predicted model, not a curated record. Gene Ontology annotation, molecular function: clathrin heavy chain binding; SNARE binding; 1-phosphatidylinositol binding. Gene Ontology annotation, biological process: clathrin coat assembly; vesicle budding from membrane; clathrin-dependent endocytosis. Lineage: Eukaryota; Viridiplantae; Streptophyta; Magnoliopsida; Fabales; Fabaceae. The transcript has 2 exons. Gene Ontology annotation, cellular component: clathrin-coated pit; clathrin-coated vesicle.